Drosophila suzukii is the source of this 1528-nucleotide messenger RNA. Lineage: Eukaryota; Metazoa; Arthropoda; Insecta; Diptera; Drosophilidae. The record is from RefSeq and is a predicted model, not a curated record.
CGGGAAGUUCAUAAACGAACAUCGGGACGGAUAUACAAGCCCUGGAAUUUAAAUAUCGAUUACCGCUUUAUCGUGCUAAGAAUUAUCAAUUUGUUCUGCGAAGCCGGUCUGUUGAAGUGUGAAAAAUGGAAACCCCAAACUUGCUUGAUUUGCCUUUUGAGGUUCUCGAUUUGAUAUUUAAAAACUUGAAUGAUUUUGACAAGUGGCAGCUGGCAAAAGUUAAUAAAAAUUUGGGGAGAGCUUUUGCUUUCCAUAUCCGAGAUAAAUAUGAACGCGUUUCGAUCCACAAUUCUUCAUCGCGGUUCUUAGAGACUAUACUGCCGUUAUGCGGAUCAACUGUUCGUCACAUUGAGGCUACAAACUGCUUUAAUUCAUAUAGGUCACUAGCCUGGCUAAUAGAGAACAAUUUCGAGAAUUUGCAAUCCUUAACAAUAGAUAUAGAUUUUAAGAAAAAAUCCUAUAUGAAGAGGUUCCUGAGGUCUGGAGUAAAAUUGCAAUCAGUCGAAAUUCAUGUUCGUAUUGAUUUUAAAUUCUUGUCAAAAAUAAUUGGCACAUUAAUGGGACAUCCCCGCUUGAAAGGCUUAGACCUAUAUAACAUUUACAAGGGACUGGGUCGACUUGUCAAGCAAUUUACUGAUUUGGAAGUUUUGAAACUGGAUUUUUCACCCAUUCAAGAAAUGAUAAAUAUUUUUGAAGUUUGCGUUCCUCUCAACAGACUUCGAAAUUUAAAAAUUUCGUCAGCGGAAAUACAAUUUAUAAUUGAUGACCAAGAAUUUGAGGCCUUGGAAACGAUCGAAAUUAAAUGUUGCUUUAUUUCCACAAAAACUUUGCCGUUCUUCAAAAGUCUUAAAACGAUUUGCUUUGAAUCAAAUUUUACAUAUGAAGAAAUGGCUCUCCCAUGGAUAUUAAAACACUCGAAUACCUUAGAAAACCUUACAACGGACAUAAGAGAUAUUCAUACUGACGAUUUCUUUAAACUUAUUAAAAGCUGCCGGAAACUUCGCUACUUCUACCUUAAAGUGGAUAUCAAGAAUCUUCUGUCAACGGGAUUUAUUACUACGUUCCUUGACAUUUUGCAGGAAAAUGGAAUCGACUCAAAUAACCCAUUUCAAUUGGUUACAAAGAAGAUUACCUUCGACGCAAUGAAAUCAUUUAUGCCAAACACCCCAACUUCAAAAUUACUGGACUUGUAUUUUUUUUGAACAUUUUUUCACUUUAAAUUUUGUGUUGAAAUCCAAUGUGAUUAAUCACAAGUCUUUUAAUUUGCAAGAAAUAAUGUAAUAAUUGCAUGACAAUUUUUGAAAAUGUAAUCAUUCUUUGUAAAGUACUCAUUUAAAAAAAUUUCAAGAGAACUAUUACCUUUUUAAUUUUAAAAUUCAAGAAAGAUUGACUGCCUAUAGAUAAAAAUGGCCGAGUCUUAAGCAUCAUCAAAAUUAAUAUCUUAAACUGUUGUUUUGGGACGAAAUGAACAAUCAAAUAUCUUACAUGUAUUAUUUGACAACUCAUAAACUCAUUGUUAAAGUAAGGA